Eubalaena glacialis (North Atlantic right whale) is the source of this 5417-nucleotide messenger RNA. It is a transcript of the gene NPTX1, whose product is annotated as neuronal pentraxin 1. The record is from RefSeq and is a predicted model, not a curated record. The transcript has 5 exons. Gene Ontology annotation, biological process: axonogenesis involved in innervation. Gene Ontology annotation, cellular component: neuron projection; plasma membrane. Lineage: Eukaryota; Metazoa; Chordata; Mammalia; Artiodactyla; Balaenidae. The coding region runs from base 127 to 1425 and encodes 432 amino acids.
GACAGCGCGGCCGUGCGGACCGCGCGGCGGAGCAGUGAGCAGCGCGGCGCCCAGAGCGCUGGCCGCCAGCGGAGCUCCAGCCGAGCCGAGCCGGGCCCGGAGCGCCGGGUCCCAGAGCCCGCAGCCAUGCUGGCCGGCCGCGCCGCGCGCACCUGUGCGCUGCUCGCCCUCUGCCUCCUGGGCAGCGGGGCUCAGGAUUUUGGGCCGACGCGCUUCAUCUGCACCUCGGUGCCGGUGGACGCCGACAUGUGCGCCGCGUCCGUGGCCGCCGGCGGCGCCGAGGAGCUCCGGAGCAACGUGCUGCAGCUCCGCGAGACCGUGCUGCAGCAGAAGGAGACCAUCCUGAGCCAGAAGGAGACCAUCCGCGAGCUGACCACCAAGCUGGGCCGCUGCGAGAGCCAGAGCACGCUGGACGCGAGCGCCGGCGAGGCGCGGACGGGCGGCGGCCGCAAGCAGCCCGGCUCGGGCAAGAACACCAUGGGCGACCUGUCUCGGACGCCGGCGGCCGAGACGCUCAGCCAACUCGGGCAAACUUUGCAGUCGCUCAAAACCCGCCUGGAGAACCUCGAGCAGUACAGCCGGCUCAAUUCCUCCAGCCAGACCAACAGCCUCAAGGAUCUACUGCAGAGCAAGAUCGAUGACCUGGAGAGGCAGGUGCUGUCUCGGGUGAACACUCUGGAGGAGGGCAAGGGGGGCCCCAGAAAUGACACCGAGGAAAGAGUCAAGAUAGAGAGCGCCCUGACUUCCCUGCACCAGCGGAUCAGCGAGCUCGAGAAAGGUCAGAAGGACAACCGCCCUGGAGACAAGUUCCAGCUCACAUUCCCCCUGCGGACCAACUACAUGUAUGCCAAGGUGAAGAAGAGCCUGCCGGAGAUGUACGCCUUCACGGUGUGCAUGUGGCUCAAGUCCAGCGCAGCGCCAGGGGUGGGCACGCCAUUCUCCUAUGCCGUGCCCGGCCAGGCCAAUGAGCUGGUCCUCAUUGAGUGGGGCAACAACCCCAUGGAGAUCCUCAUCAACGACAAGGUGGCUAAGCUGCCCUUUGUAAUCAAUGAUGGCAAGUGGCACCACAUCUGCAUCACCUGGACCACCCGGGACGGGGUCUGGGAAGCCUACCAGGAUGGCACCCAAGGAGGCAACGGCGAGAACUUGGCGCCCUAUCACCCCAUCAAGCCACAGGGCGUGCUGGUGCUGGGCCAGGAGCAGGACACGCUGGGUGGCGGGUUUGAUGCCACCCAAGCGUUCGUGGGCGAGCUGGCCCAUUUCAACAUCUGGGACCGCAAGCUGACCCCGGGGGAGGUGUACAACCUGGCCACCUGCAGCACCAAGGCCCUUUCCGGCAACGUCAUUGCCUGGGCUGAGUCCCACAUCGAGAUCUACGGCGGAGCCACCAAGUGGACAUUUGAAGCCUGUCGCCAGAUCAACUGAGGCCCAGGGCCGGGCUGAGCCUCCUGGUCCCCAGGUUCCCAGCCCCCUCCCGCUUCCCCCCUGCUUGUGCGGAGAUGAUCCGUCGUCUCUUCUUCUCUCCCUUUCCCCCAGGAAUGACUCAAGGCCAUCGCCCUCGCACACGCGCACACGCACACAGCCUGGUUUCGUCCUCGUGCACGUGAAGCAGGCCCGGCUCCCAUCUGUCCCCGAGGUGUCCCCACUUCUCUCUAGGAGCCCGCACUGUUUCUCAGGCAUGCCCCGUUCACCAGUAAAGCCGGCAGCUGCAACAUUUUGAAAAAUGCACACGUAGGUGAGAGGACCUGUGUGUGAGUGUAUGUGUGUGUGUGUGUGUGUCUACAAGGGUCUGUCUCUCUGGGGAGGCCUUCUCUUUUAAAAUGAGGUAUUUCAUUUCUUCUUUCUCUGUGGCUUUGGGAAAUCUCAUGACUGGUUUAAUAUCUGCAUUGCCAACUUUGGUGUCUGCCCGCGUGUCUUGGGGCUGGUGCAUCUUCUUCUGCAAUGCAUUCGUCUUUGUUUGUAAAUGUUUUUCAGAGCGACAUAUCUCUAUAUUGAUAAAAUAAAUAUCUUUUAGCAAUUUGUUAAAGGCCAGGGGCCUCUGCAUGGAGAAUUUGUAUUUUGUCAUAGAAGGAAUUCUCUCUGAAGGGUUGAAGGCAGACAGUGUCCUGUGAUGGCACCACAUGCUGGGUGGGGGCAGAGGAGGUGGGACCAGCCUCAGGAUCCGGGCAGUCCCUCCCCCAACCCAUAGUGCCUGGCUAGCAUCCUGCUGUUGGCAUCUGAGGGCAGCACUGGGCCUGGGAGGCCAGCCUGCAUACCCAGCUCGGCCAGCUCUGGCCCAGGAUACCGUCUGUGGCCCUCAGCCUUCCCACCUCCUCAGACUCCCCUUCAGCUGCCAGCUAGGGUCCCCAAGAGAGGAACAUCCCAGGAAGCCAGGACCCCUGGUCUCCUCCCCUUGGCCUCUGGCAGUGGGAGACCAGAGGCUUCGGUGGGUCAGCUUGAGAGCAGACCUUUUAGACCAGGAAACCCGCACUCUGAUUAAGACCCAGCCACACAGGGCCACUGAAACUUGAACCCAGCCAGUCGAUGGGCCAGGUCCGUGGUAACUCUGACAGCCAUAUUCUUCUCCCGGGCCAAGGUGAGCCCUCCAAGGGGGCAGGGCCUCCGGAGACCUCUCCUGGGGAGCCACGCAUGGCUAGGCCGGGGCCUGAAAUCCACUCCCCCAUCUUACAGAGUGCAAGUCCUGAUGUAGCCCCCAACCUGUCACCAGCUGGUGACACUGAGACCCAACCAGUGUCAGAAGCUUUGACAUUUCUUUCCCUCCAUGAAAAACUGACAUGUGCACCUCCUUCUAGUCCUUCCAAGGCGGGGAGAAAAGUGUGUGUGUGUGUGUGUGUGUGUGUGUGUGUGUGUGUUGAAUGAGAGCGAGAAGAAGAGCACUUAGACGGAUCACACCCAGGGGAGGGUGAGCUCCCUGCUUUGUUGCACCAUCUGGGGGUCGCACACCCCGAGGGCAACCUGGACUCUGUCACCAGGAGUCUAAUUAGCAAAAGGCUGGCAAGUCUUUCUAGAAAUUUUACUGCACUGCCUGGCUCAUCUACAGCUGCAGACAUUUCUUCAGGAGAAGCAGGUGUUUCUGUCUUCUGUUCCUUCCAGGGCACCUGUCUCCUUAAACGCAGGUCCGUGUUGUCGGAAACCUAGUGCAUCUGUGUGUGUCUGUGUUGGUGUCUCUGUGUUGGUGUCCGCGUGGGUGUCUGCACGGUACCCAGUCGCCGUUCUGCAAUGCAUCACUCUAGUGCCGAGGGUGAGGUCCAGGCGCCAGGCUGCGUGUUGUGGUUCAACAGUGGCUUUUUCUGAGACCGCUGUGCUUUGUCAGAGCCCAUCGGGCUGUGGCACCUGUGGAUCUGCAGGGAUCUUCUCUGUUUGCAUGUUCCUUGGGGUGGCAUGUCCCUUGCUUCCUCAGUCUGGUGUGUGUUCCCCUGCCUGCAUGAACUUCUCUGGUUCUGUGUUGUGUGCCCAGUGCCACCCAUUGUUCUGUGACCAUCCAUGUAGCUACUGAAAAUGGCUGGGUAAGCAAGCCAAGGGUGUCGGAGGAGGUCAAGGGAGAGAUCGAUUCCCUCUCCCCCUCCCCACUCCCCAAACACACCAAGAAGUGUUUUUAAUGUGUAGGUUGAGAACAAGCCUAACAAUGACUGUGGUUGGGAGAGAGUGAGAGCUUAGUAUCCCCCUCUAGACCGGAUCGGCCCCACCCCUCACUUCAGCCAUCUCAGAGCUGUAGGCAAGGCCCAGAGUGUGCUAGGUGCUCUCCCAUCAGCACCUCCCACCAGCCCCUGCCGAUCUAUGGAUCUACCAGACCCCGGACCACCUCCUGUCCCAGUGGGCGCGGUGGGAGCUGUCCUUUCAGGACCACAAGCCAUCCUCUGCCCUAAGUAGAGAGGGGCAGAGCACACCCCAGAUGCUUACGCCUGUGUCCCUUCAGCCUCCCGACCUGUUCACCCUCCUCGCCCCUCCCCUGACGCACCCGCGGUGCCAGGGAUGGAAGCUGAUGUUUAACUCCCUCCGCCCUCCCCAGCUGGAGCCUGUGCCAAGCCCCGGACUCCCUUACUGUGGUAACACUUGGCACUUUGCCAGCCCCGAGGAAGGCAGAUGACACAGCCACAAAUCUAAUCCACAUAGUUUCCAUCUACCCCUUAAUCUGAUUGAUGUUCCCUCUUGCACUGAAUAAUACAUGCCUAUCUCAGGUAAGCCAUUUUAUAAAAUAAGAAGAUAAAAAAGCACUGUCGAGACAGUGUUUGCUUUCGCCGAGCUGGUGUCCCACAGCUCCCUGGGUGUCCGAGGUGGGAGAGCUGCUGACAGAGGCUCUCCGGGCCCUCGGGGGAUUAGAGCCCACUUGAAUCGUAAGCCUUUCUUGCUUUUGAUAACAGUAUUAUUUCUCUUACUCUAGAAGAAAAAGUUUAUUACCAAACAAGAGUAUUUUUAUGAAAGAAAAGGACAAACCUAUAAAUUAACUCAACCUAUAUUUCCCUUGAAAAUACUUUCAGGCUCCGCCAAAAACGUAGAACUGAAAGCAUGUUAUUUUGGAAGAAAGAGAUACAUUUUGUAUGCUUUCUGUUCCUUUUGUAGAUUCACAGUUUUAUUUUCUAAGACUGCAAAGAUCACUUUGUCACCAGCCCUGGGACCUGAGACCAAGGGGGUGUCUUGUGGGGAGUGAAGGGGAGGGAAGAGGCUGGCAUGAAGGUCACAGUCGUUCCAAUGAGCUCCAAAGAGGGGCCACCUGUUCUCAAAGAUGUGUCGGGGAUGGGAUGUACACUGGCCAUUUAUGGUGGCCCCUCUGUCUCGGAGCUGACUUGUUAAGUGGAAUGAGUUGAAGACUUGAUGGUCAGUUCCAACCCUGAUAGAAGAAACUAGGGUUCUGAAUUGUAAACAUUAAGAGGACAGUAUCCUUUGUAAUCUUAUGGCAACCAAAAUGUGGCUUAAAGCAGUCAUGGUUUCAUCUCUUAAAACACAGUGUGUAAAUCUAUUCAACUAAUGACGGGAAAUGUAUCACUUCCAUGCACAGUGGACUUAAGUGCCAUUUGUUGAAGGGGAACAAGUCAUUGAGGAGAAAAAAAGCCCAAUACUUAAAGUCCCAAUUUUGUCUUAUUUGCCAAAAAAAAAAAAAAAAAAAAAAAUCAACGACAACAACAAAGCAAACCCCCUAUGGUUGAUAUUGUUAUAUUGUAUAUACUGUAUAAUAGGAAACAGAAUUGAUGUAUCUUACUUUUUCAUUAUUUGCUAACCAAAGCUGUACAUUUUUCAUAUGAUCCGCAGCCUUUUGGGUAUCUAAUGGGUCAAAACCAUGGGACCUGCCACCUCCCAUAAGCAGUUCUGGAAAUGCACUAUUUCUACUGGUAUUCUUGCUUUUUUCUUUUUCUUCAUUUUCUUGCUGAAAUGACAUGAAUUGUUAAGUUUAUUUUUACACAGUAAAGAGUGAAGAAAGA